ACUAGACUAACAAAAAAGUUUGUGUAAUAAACUAUUAAACAGUAUACAUUCAAAUUAAUUGAAUUCCGUUGAUAGUGAAUGAGUGAAUGAUUUUCAGUGAUUCGUGAUAUCGAGAUCCGAAUACAAUGUAGUGAAAACAAACCAAGAAAAUGACAGAAGACGGUAUCACGUGACUACAGUAUAACGGAAACAGUGAAAUACAACUUUUAAAUAAUUAAAUAAUUGAGUUUAUCUUCUUUACUAGUGUUGUUAUUUAUUGCGAAAAUUCUAUGAGGUUAAGUCAUCGGGUAAUAUAUUAAAUUCAUCAUGGAUCAACAGCGGCGUCUCCUGUUACACCUAUCGAUAUUCAUCGCGGUAUGCCUGAGAAUACCACUAACAAACGCACAAAACUCGAGUACCGAGGUCGGCUUACCACUACCUCAAUCGGCGCAAUCUCGAACGAACAUAACGAUAUACGCGUGGAGUUCGUGGGGCACUUGGAGCGCUUGCUCCAGGACCUGCGGAGGCGGCGUCUCGGUGCAGGAGAGGCAUUGCCUUCCGAGAGACCCCACUAGAUGGCGGCGCAGUAGAAAAAGAAGAAAGCUGGUUCGCAGCACGGACAGGAUGAGACGAACUCGUAAUGCGAAUACUGACAGCAUCCCGGAUUGUCCCGGACUGGCGCGACGCUACCACGAGUGCAACACAAUGGUAACCAGACUUUAUGUCCAACUAGUAUUGCGAUCAAGUGCAAAAGUUUAG
Messenger RNA from Melitaea cinxia (Glanville fritillary), 738 nucleotides. Its product is annotated as ADAMTS-like protein 2. Gene Ontology annotation, biological process: extracellular matrix organization. The transcript has 5 exons. NCBI's taxonomy places the organism in Eukaryota, Metazoa, Arthropoda, Insecta, Lepidoptera, Nymphalidae. The coding region runs from base 307 to 738 and encodes 143 amino acids. Gene Ontology annotation, molecular function: metalloendopeptidase activity. The record is from RefSeq and is a predicted model, not a curated record. Gene Ontology annotation, cellular component: extracellular matrix.